GGCAGCACUAGUCAAUGGCAGCCUCCGUCUGUUUAGAGUGCUGUAAGCGUUGACCGAAAAAUGGCUCAAUGUCACUGUUUGCGCUCUUAUUCGUUGUUCAGGUCUCUGCUGCAUUUUCACAGAACUUCACUAGCUUCACGGACACUUUGCGUGUCAGCAUAUAAGUACGGUGUAAGCAAGCUUACGGGAAGUCUUACGAGACAGACGGCGCAGGACCUAAUUUUUCGUCUGCAUCCAAACGAACGCAGGCUAUUGAUGGAAGAACUUGAGUUGCACUUAGGAGCAACCGCCACCUACGACAAGCCCGUGACACCAACGCCAGAACAGUUGCAGAUGGUUGCUAUCCACAAUGCUUUGCCCUUUGUUGGAUUUGGAUUUCUUGACAACUUGAUCAUGAUAGUUGCAGGAGACUAUAUUGACACAACUCUAGGACUUACUCUGGGAAUUUCUACUAUGGCAGCUGCUGGAUUAGGAAAUGCAAUUUCGGAUGCAGCUGGCAUUGGGUCUGCCUGGUAUGUGGAGAAGCUAGCCACCAGGGUAGGAGUUCAGGCCCCGAAGCUCACACCUGCACAGAUGGAGAUGUCCGCCACGAGAUGGAGUUCCAAUAUUGGCCGAGCAGUCGGCGUAUUUGUUGGCUGUCUCCUGGGCAUGUUCCCUCUGCUCUUUCUCAGCUCCAAAGAAGACAUCAUACAGAAGGAGGGUAAAGCAAGCUGAUGAGGCCCCCUCACAUUUCUUGGCCAGAAUGGUGCCACCCCGUCAGCCUCACUGUCCUGCUGGUGUCGCAGAGAGAUUACUUCCUUCCUCCAAUGCCUUAUAAGUAUGUAGUAAUACAUCGCAGGUGUUAUCUCAUUUUACCCACCGUCAGAGGUCGAGGAUGAUCUACGAAUGACAGCAGUGACCUUUUGAGACCUUUGCACCCCUACUCAAAAAACUAUUAUAUGUACAUGUCAAUACCUUGUGAAGUUCGAGGUGUAUAUGCAAUGUAUAAACUGGAUUAUUCUCGUCAUUUAACAAUAUCAGCCGCAGUUGUUAUUUCUGUUGAAUUUUGGACAUGUUGUGCCCUUUCCAUCACCUUGGAAAAAAUUAAUCCAAGAAAAAAUGAGUUUGGUUGGGUAUAACCCCUUUGUUGCAGACAUCACCCACCCUUUUCGUUCUUGCGGGUUGCCGUCUGCUUGAUCUCCGACUUCAUUUAUAGAUGACUUGUAUUGAUUUGUGUUGCAAAUUUUAACCCGCAAUAUGUUUCAGUCACGUCGGGGAUUCAUGUCCCUUUUGUAGAGGCGCAAGAGUAAACAGUAAAUAGAAAUAUAUUAUUGGCAAUUAUGGCCCUUCAGUACGUGCAAAGCAGAGUAUUGUUACAGAAAGAGACACUGGAGACUGAAAUGUUACUAAUUUGACAAAAAAUAGUGAAGAAGUAAUGUCAUUAUAGUAUACAGGGUGCUUCACCUAACUUUUAAGAACCCUACUAAAAUGCUACUUUACCUAUGAACACAUGGCCACUGAAUGCAUGGCCAUGCAUGGUAUAUCAUGCAACGUUAUUUUUCCCGCCUUACAAGAUGCCUUUAAAUGCAACUUUGUUAACUUUGUUUGAGAAUCACAGCUUUUCAGUACCUACUGAGAAAAUUUGUAGUCAAGAGCACAUUCUCUGCAGGAUGCAUAUUGUUUACCCUGUUCCAUAGUGAAAGAUUUUCUAUUUGAGGUUGGUUUUUCAAUGGAGAGGUACUUGGAUAAAAUACGUCUCAUAUUUGACUAUGCUACACAUGAAUGCUAACAUGCCAUGCGGAAUCCUGCACAAAAAAGAAAAGAAAAAAGAAACACAAAACAAGAGAGAAAAAAUGUGCUGUCAAAUCAACUUGAGUUGAAUUUGAACGACUUGUUUACUUUCCUCGUAUUCUUUGUUUUGUGGGAAUAGUAUUGCAACCGUGUUAACACAGUAUCAUAACUAAGCACCUGUUUUUCCAAGGCAUCUAGUAUUUGAUAAAGAGGAUAUGAAAAACUUAUUGGAGUGUCCUUGCGUUCACCCUUUAAGCUAAGAUUUGUGAACAGCCACUAACAGGAUAGCAAAACUGUAUUAAAUGUGCCUUUGACUGCAGAGUUAAACGGUGCAUCUUUCAUUAUGGUGGCAUGUUAGGUGAAGCACUCUAUGUAAUGGAUGUAACUGUAUGCAGUUUUCGCAGGACUAACAAUAGUAUGUGAUUAUACGUAUGUGUUCUAUCAAGCAGAGGGACACAGUGUAUUCGAGAAACAGCGUCAAAAUUAUGUACAUAUCAGGCACCAAAAUCGGCAUUUCAUCUUUGUGGUUUGAAUCACAAGGUGAUGGCGUUACUGGUAUUAGAUGGGUGAUCCUUCAUCACAUGAGGAAACUCGUCUAAGUUGGUGACAGAGAUACUAAAGUCUUCCUUCUCAACACUACCAAAGCCUGUUCCCACUAGAUAUCUCAUAAGCAAACCCUGUAUAACAGCCUUAGUAUUGUAUUUCUGUCAAUAUAUGAAGAACUGUACCUUCCAACUAGAAGUAUAAUGCAAGAAACUAUCCAUUUCCGAGGUGUCGCUACAGAGGGUGUCCACCAACCUGGAAAACCUGGAAAACAGGGAAUAGUCAGAGAAUUUUGAUGUGACUGGAAAAGUCAGGGAAUUGUCAGGGAAUUUGGCUAAAAAGCCGCUGAAAUCAGGGAGAAUCGCAGACAAGUACCGUGAUGAUGCGCGGCGAAUCACGAGUGCCGACCGGUGGUUGAGAGGCAAUGCCGCAGCAACGUUACUGCGAGUAGCAGUUCACCAGUAUGACAAGCUCUGACGCAGAAAAGUAGGGUAGCCUCACUAAUACUUAAUAAAUGGCCUGUUUUAUGUUGGAUCUGGUAUCAAAACGUAUGAGCAAGCACCAAGUUCCCUUUUUUUUUGUCAGGGAAUUUGCUUGAAAUAGUCAGUGAAAACCUGGAAAAGUCAGGGAAUUUGAAGGCUGUAGUUUGGUAGACACCCUGCUACAGAACUUUUUGCUAGCACAUCUUAGACGGGCAGAAAUAAACAUGCAGUCAUCGUGUGCGUGUCGUAAUGUCAAAGAAUUGCAAAUAUUAUGUGCAAUUACACAAAAGUGUUUAACAGAAUGCUCAUAUGUGCAGUGUUCUACGAUCAUGUAAGGUAUUGAUAGGAAGCAAGUUGGUCUACGUUGAAAGAUUUCUGUUCAAAGAAUGUAACCCAUUACCUUGGAGCAUGACAGCUAAAUUAGGGGGUAGAUACGCAGCAGCUCAACAUGUAGCAGCUAGCUUAAAUUAGGAAUGUGCACAUAUGUAGGGUAGGUUCAGUGCCAUGUGGUACACAAGACUACUAUUCCAUUGCUCACUUGCAUCUCCAAAGGUGCUUCCUUUAGGCAUAGUCCUAGCAGCUCUUAUACAUCCACGUAGUGUAUAGCAUGAGCACACCAUCAUAAAUCCAAUGUCAUUAGAAAAACAUUAUAAGACAAUCUUAGUUGCAUGCUGCUGCUGCUGCUAUUAUUUGCAAAGCAUCUCCUGACAGAAGUCAAAUUACAACAGGUGGCUUAUGUUUAUUGUAUUGUGCUUUAUUUAAUGAUGAGCAUGAGAGAACACUAGAAUGUGUGCGAAGCUUUAUAAUAUAUACCAAAGAAUUAGUUCUCGUAUUUUAACACAUGCACUAGCCUCUUUCGUAGUUUCCUUAUUCACGUGCAACAUGUUUGCUUGCUUUCAGUUGUCUUACGUUGAUGUGCUACAGCCUAGGCCUCUCAUAAAUUAUUUAGGAUGUAUUUAUCUUCUGGUAGAAGUUAUCAAUAUAACGAUGCUGAUACGUACCACAGAUAUGCUCCAGCGAGCUAGGGCUGUAGUUCUAAAUGUCAUUCCAUAAUUCUGCUCUUAAAAGCAAGAAAAAGGGAAUGGUGAGAUACAAGCUAUGUACAUGCUACUAUAACACAUUGUUUUCACAUGUGCAUGAAUACUGCCCAUUUCCAUGUGAUCUGCUACAUUCUAGAUAUGUGUAUGUGCUGUUCUUUCUCUUUUCUGCACAGAAGGUUUGCGAGUUAUUAUAUACUGCCAGUUGUUGAUGCAGUGAACAAGAAGAAUGACACCCUCAUAUUUAAGUGAUGUUGAAUGUGUUGUUGUAUAUGGAGCGGCCGUGAUACAAAGUGGGUUUGAUACUCGGUUUGACUGAGUGGUAUAGCUUUACAACACCAUAAAGUGUAUUUUUCGGGAUCCAUCCCUUGAUGUGUCAUGAAUUUGUAUGCGAUUGUUGGCAUGUACCCACACAGUAAGAUCAAACACACCUAGUGAAAUCCAUUGUUUGAUGUCUGAUGUUAGUUUAUGCUUGUUAACUUCAGUAGUAGAUAUUUAUCAGUCGUAUUCACUUCAGCAACAGCACCUAAAGCAGUGUACACCUCUUAUAUCAUCUCUGACACUGACAUUGUUGCUGUUAACUACUAGUGUGAUUUUGACUACAGAACAAAGCAGUUGAGAAAUACAGGUCUUGCGAAUUGCAGUUAUUCAUGCACGAGCUUCGAAUGAAACUUCGUUUGCCUUGCCAGUGACUUAUUGUUUGCGCUGUUGCACCGAGCUUCUUUAAAGGGGCGCUUAAGCACAAAAAUUUCUCCUGCUGGAGAAUGAAACAUGAUGUUACCUUGACAGCAACACAACAGAAAUGGGAUUCAGCAGUUUACGAGCUGGAGGAGAAGAGGCAGAAGGAAAGCUUAAAUUGCAGGUUCUUUCGCUCACAAAUCACGAAUGACGCAACAGAUGACUCCCAUUGAUGUAAAGGUAACGUCAUCUUCCAUUCUGCGAGGAGAAGUUUUUGUGCUUCCCCUUUCACGAACACCAUUUUUCACAAAGCACCGCCAGAGUGCAUUUUUGCACGCUUUGUUGAGCCACAUAAUGGGACAAGACAAAGCCCCGGAACGUACAGAAGUUGUGUAAGUCUGUCCAUCCAAGCAGUCCCACUCUGUAGGGACCAGCCUCUCCCUUAAUUUUUUUGUAAAUAUCCACCCAUCCAAGCUUUUUUCCACUUAUACUGGGUGUUGAUACUGCACUUGUUGCUGUCAGUACAGCUACCAAUACAUACCCCUGCCACACAGGCACGAAAAAUGACAUUAGGUGCUUAAUGCCUUACGUCUUAAUGUCAUUCGUGCGAUGCCACACGGAGAUAUUUAAUGACAUUUGUCUGAAUGAGUUCCUGCUUAAUGAGAUCCCCACAACUCAUUCGCCGAUGAAAUGCCUACUCUCGCUCCCAUUGUCUGCGCAGAGUAAGGAUUUUCUUCUUGCAUAAAACCACUUUGUACCAUGCAAGGCAAGAUUAUUUUAUAACUUGAGGUUGCAGGAGUAUGCUUUGAUGAGGGAAAAGCUGGACUUGUUUGAAAUUUUAACUGAUAGGCACAAAAACGAACCAAACGGGUGGCACCAACAUCAUGGUGUUUAAUGUCAUUACAAACUGACGUGUGGCAUGACCUUCGUAGAUAAUGCCGUUCGGGACCUCAAUGACAUUAGACAAUAAUGUCAUUUGUUCUGCCUGUAUGGCACAGGUAUUAUCAUGCAGGCAUACCUUUCGUAGUCUAAUAUAUUCAAGUGUACGUUAACAAAUUUUUUGGGGCUGUUGUGUUCAAGAAAGGAGUGUUCUUUCCCUUCACUGUUGCUACAUCCAAGCGCUAGUGUGUAACGAUUGUUUGCUGUAUGUGCAUUGCAAAUCCUUGUGCAAUAACACCAUAAUCAUCAGUAUGUUACCCUGUUUUGUACUCAAAUGUGCGUGGUGCAAUACGAUAAUUAUACCUGGUGGUACUAAGGUAAUCAAAAUACAUUACAUGCACACACAUUGUGUGCUGCAAAUAUGUGCGUGGAAAAUUCAUUUGUACGUGAUUUUCAGGUGUUUUGUACACACUUGAAAUGAACUUCCAGUUCAUAUAUGCUUGUUCACUCAGCAUGUCAUCACAUAGAAUGUCAUAACAAAACACACAGUAAUCUGCCAAUAGUUACCGGACAUUAACAACACUAUGGGAGUUCACACCCUCUUGGACAUCCUCUGGCCCAGCACAGUAGAGUGAACUGGUUUAACAUUUUGUCUCUUCAGGUGCUCUCAAUUCUUGAAGUUCCUCCAAUGCCUUAUCCUCCUAAUGGUGCAAUAUUUUUCCUACUCGUCUCGGGACCAGCCUACCUGGCGUUCUUCAGCCUCCAGCCAUGUGUGCUUACUUACACGUUUCUUGUUGGUCAGUUUGUCUCGCGAAACCAUCUGUUCUGGACUUGCAUGCACAUUGAGAGAUUAAUAAAUGCAUUACAAACAUUA
Molecule: messenger RNA, 6263 nt
Organism: Ornithodoros turicata
Lineage: Eukaryota; Metazoa; Arthropoda; Arachnida; Ixodida; Argasidae
Product: transmembrane protein 65-like
Exons: 6
Coding region: 61-714 (217 amino acids)
Cellular component (GO): mitochondrion
Source: RefSeq, a predicted model, not a curated record